CGUAUGACAGCUAGCCUACAAUCGUAAACAAAGUGUGCGUUUCCAUCGGAUCGUCCUACUUCAGUUGCCGCUCGUGAUUUAGAUUAAUUGUAGUUAUUCCAAUCAAAAAUAAUAAAAAAGUAUAAGAGCAAGUGCACUAAAAUCUCUUCUAGCAGGCAGUUGAAAGGCCAACAUGUGCAUUUGAGCGAUUUCAGCUAGCAUGCAGCAAGAAAACAAAGUCCCUCCGGCGGAUCAACAAAGCACGUGCUUAUACUUGACCCCAAAGCCACAGCGCAGGUGCUUCACGCGCAAGAAACGAGCGGCGAACGACGAAUCCCGGCUGUGCUUGCAAUCCAUCAGCUCGAACGAAAAAACGCCGGCUGCUGAGGCGAAGCGAGAACGAUUGGCUUAAUUGCCUAGGCCUAGCGCUUUACUGCUUAAUGCCGUAUAAUGACUAAGUUGGAAUACCCAGAGAACGAGCGCGAACGAGCGUUGGAAAACGUGGAUAAAAUGCUUUUUAGGAUUGCCUCCGAACUACCGACACUGCUAGGGGGAGUGUGUACUGCCAGCAAUGCAUUAAAGGACACAAAGCGGUGCAACUUCAGUUCGCUGAGCGCGGUGACAAGCGAACUUCCACCUAGCAUCGCCACUGAGCUCCGAAUAGCGAAUGAGGUAGCAGAUAGCAAGCAGUUUUUCCUCUGCACCAAGGGGAUAGCGGAUGCAUCCGACAGACUGACAACGCUAAUGGCGGAAGCGAAGCAGUCCCGUCGUAAACUCGACCAGUUUCUUGCAAUCAACACGGCAGCGGCGGAACAGCAGCAGCAGCAGCUCCAGAGGUCGUGCAUUUAUCUCGACCAAGCACUGGGCCUACUGUUUGCCCUAGAUCUUGAGCUGCACGAGAUCAAGCUUGCCGCCAGUGCGCUGUACCUGCAUGGACAGAAGGCAGGAGCCGCCCAGCUGCGGGAAACGGAAGGAUUGAAAGGCGCGGUAGCACGUCUCGUGGCAAUUCUCUCAUCAAAGCACUACACCUCAACCCUGGCUACGAUAGUUUCACAAUAAACCAAUUAGCGCAUCGCAAUUGCUGGUUGGCUUAGAAUGUGUUUGAUGGCGUUCGUGCGUUGAGGUAAGCAAACUAGUUUUAUAGCAAAAUUCGACUAGGACGAGCAAACAUUUCAAAUUGACUCGCACUGAUUGCAAGCAGAGCAACAGUGUCAUAGCAAUUUAUAGGUGUGCAUAAAGAUUGAUUUUCCUGUAUCGUCUGUAGAUUGACAUUGGUAGAAUUAAAGACAUAAAAUACCUUUCGAA
Messenger RNA from Anopheles coluzzii, 1284 nucleotides. RefSeq lists its product as uncharacterized. NCBI's taxonomy places the organism in Eukaryota, Metazoa, Arthropoda, Insecta, Diptera, Culicidae. The transcript has 4 exons. The record is from RefSeq and is a predicted model, not a curated record. Bases 430 to 1038 code for a protein of 202 amino acids.